Setaria italica (foxtail millet) is the source of this 1419-nucleotide messenger RNA. RefSeq names its product SWR1 complex subunit 2. Gene Ontology annotation, molecular function: ATP-dependent H2AZ histone chaperone activity. Gene Ontology annotation, biological process: chromatin remodeling; regulation of DNA-templated transcription. NCBI's taxonomy places the organism in Eukaryota, Viridiplantae, Streptophyta, Magnoliopsida, Poales, Poaceae. Gene Ontology annotation, cellular component: nucleus. Bases 15 to 1097 code for a protein of 360 amino acids. The transcript is spliced from 11 exons. The record is from RefSeq and is a predicted model, not a curated record.
CCGCCGCCGCCGCCAUGGACGCCGGCGACGACGAGCCACCCGUCCUCCUGGACCGCGCCUCCCGCGCCACCCGAGGCAAGAGGAUAACCAAGCUCCUCGAGGACGAGGUCGAGCAGGAUGAGGUCUUCUGGAAUCAAGACGCCCUCAAGGAUGAGGAAGACGAUGACAACUACGAGGAAGAGCAGGAUGCCGGUGACGAAUUCGACAGUGAUUUUGAUCAAGAUGAACCUGAACCUGAUGAUGAGCCAGAAAAGGAAGAACGUGAGAGAUUACCAAUCAAAAAGCGCCUAAUGUUCCCUGGCAAGACAUUGAGAAAGACCAAUGUCAAGAAGAAGGUGACCCCAAAACUAGAAGAUGAUGAAAAAGCUGCCAAGUCCGCGGACAAGGCAAGUCCAUCCACGCCAGCAGAUGUUCCUGAUGAAUUGGAGACUGAGAAGAUUAUAAGGAAAUCAACCAGAACGUCCGUCAUCGUCAGACAAGCUGAAAGAGAAGCCAUACGUGCUGAAAAAGAAGCAACAGCCAAGCCAAUUAUUAAGAAAAAGAAGGAGGGAGAAGAAAAGCGGAUGACACAAGAGGAGAUGCUUUUGGAAGCAGCUGAAACAGAGAUCAUGAACUUGAGAAAUCUAGAACGUGUACUGGCAAGAGAGGAGGAAGUCAAGAAAAAAGCUGUUGUUCAUAAGGACACUUAUGAUGGUCCUACAAUUCGAUUUUUCUCAAGAGAUGGGGAAUCACGUCUGGAAUUCAUAAAUGGGGCAUCAUUUGGGUCCGAACUGUGUACGACAUCAGCUCCUUAUCCAGAAAAAUCUGUCUGUGUGGUGACUGGACUUCCUGCCAAAUACCGUGAUCCGAAGACGGGGUUGCCUUAUGCAACUAUGGAAACAUUUAAAAUAAUCCGGGAGAGUUUCCUGAAAGAGGAGGCUGAUAGGAAGAGGCCGAAUAUGUCGAAUAUGGGAGAGCUUUUUGAAUCAUUAGCUGGUGAACAUUCUGCACCUAAGAAGAGAAGGGUUGAGGUAAGGUCGCCGGGCAUAUCAGGCGGCUUAAGGCACGGAGGACGCUUCCGGCGAAUACCUGCUCUUGAUAUGGUGGACGAGGACUAACGAGAGAGAUCCUGUGAGUUGGCGAUCACAUAGGGCAGUUGAGGAUGCUGUGUCUAGCAUUAGAUCCUGAUGUAAUGCGCAGUUGAGGAUGCUGACACAGCGAAUACCUCCUGCUCUUGACAUGUAAUGUAUUUUUGUCAGCAACCAUGAGCUAUGAGGUUGCGGAUUUGGGUUCAUCUGAGCUACCUGAACUCGACGGCUUGGGUUCUGCACAAGCCGCUUUAGUCCACUCAGCCAUCUCUCCUGUUCCAAAUCGAAAGGUUUCUGUGAUAUGGCAGAGGCAAGAAAUAACAUUGCCAAAUAUUCUUCUUUUUUUCUUUCA